Molecule: messenger RNA, 1083 nt
Organism: Aureococcus anophagefferens
Lineage: Eukaryota; Pelagophyceae; Pelagomonadales; Pelagomonadaceae
Exons: 2
Coding region: 1-1083 (360 amino acids)
Biological process (GO): protein farnesylation
Cellular component (GO): protein farnesyltransferase complex
Molecular function (GO): protein farnesyltransferase activity
Source: RefSeq, a predicted model, not a curated record
AUGCUCGACGACCGGCGGCGGCCGCGGCUCAUGCGCGAGCGCCACGUCGCCUACCUCAUGAAGGGCCUCGGGGGCCUCGGCGGGUCCUACGUCGCGUUGGACGCGUCGCGGCCGUGGCUCUGCUACUGGAUUUUACACGGCAUGGACCUGCUCGACGCGCUGCCGGAGGAGAAGAUCGACGACUGCGUCGCGACGCUGGCCAAGUGCCGGAGCCCGACGGGCGGCUACGGCGGCGGGCCGCAGCAGCUCGCGCACUGCGCGCCGACCUACGCGGCGUCGCUCGCGAUCGCCGUGCUCGGCACGCGGCGCGCGUACGAGUCCGUGGACCGGAAAGGGUUGUACGCCUUCCUCCUGUCCAUGAAGGACCCGAGCGGCGGCUUCCGCAUGCACGACGACGGCGAGGUCGACGUGCGGGGCACGUACACGGCGCUGGCCGUCGCCGCGCUGUUCAACGUGCUGACGCCGGAGCUCGCCGAGGGCGCGGCGGCCUACGCGCUGCGCUGCCAGACCUACGAGGGCGGCUUCGGCGGCGAGCCCGGCGUCGAGGCCCACGGCGGCUACGUCUUCUGCGCGCUGGCCGCGCUCGUGAUCCUGAACGCGACGGACGCCGUCGACCUCGACGCGCUGGAGCGGUGGCUCGCGCGGCGCCAGACCCGCGUCGAGGGCGGCUUCCAGGGCCGCACGAACAAGCUGGUGGACGGCUGCUACAGCUUCUGGCAGGGCGGCACGCUCGCGCUCGUCGCGCACGUGCGCAGGGGCCACACGCGGAGCGACGAGGCGCCGCCGGGCCUCCGCGCGCUCCAGCGCUACAUCCUCCUCUGCGCGCAGGUGUACCCCGAGGGCGGCCUCCGCGACAAGCCGGGCAAGAACCGCGACUACUACCACACGUGCUACUGCCUCUCGGGCCUCGCCGCGAGCCAGCGCCUCUACGGCGACGACGCGUCCACUGUCGUCUACGGCGACCCGGGCAACCUCCUCCACGAGACGCACCCGGUCUUCAACGUUCGCGUGGACAAGGUCGCCCGCGCCGCGGCCUUCUUCGCCGGCCUCCCCCACACCCACGCCGAGCUCACGAGCGCCUAA